Rotaria socialis is the source of this 984-nucleotide messenger RNA. NCBI's taxonomy places the organism in Eukaryota, Metazoa, Rotifera, Eurotatoria, Philodinida, Philodinidae. The record is from the annotation of a GenBank genome assembly.
AUGCCAUCGUUCUUCUUCUAUCUCGUAAUAUUUCUUCUUAAAAUUAUUCAUGAACAUGAAGUUUAUUCAAUUCCAACAUGUGUCAUUAUUGAUACAAAUAUGAUUCAACGCACUCAAGAUGAAAUAUCACCAUCGAAUAAUCGUUCAUCCUCAUCAUCAUCGUUACUUCUAAAAAAUCUACGUAUGUUUGAUCAUCAACGUUCAUCUAGUUUAUCCGAUUAUGUUGUAGAACGAAUACCAAUAUCUCAUAUUGACCUCAAACAAUCACAAUCAUCAUCAUUAAUCGAUAUAGAUUAUGCAUCGUUAAAGAAAUCUUUAACAGAUUCAACUAUUGAUCGUACAUUCUCUCCAUGUCGUUUACAAUUACUCAAUGAACUUGAAACUCAAAUGGUUGUUCCAUUUGAAUUUCGUCGUUUACGCAUUGAACAACCUGAUCAUCAUACUAAAUUUCUAGAUGAUGAUCCACGCGAAACAGUUCCUGACUGGUCAACAGCUGUUUAUGAAAGACGAUCAGACCCAGACGGAACUCGAUUUUGUCGUAUUUGCCGUGAUGGCGAUUGGACUGAAUUGUCAGUCUGUGAAACAGUGCGAUGUGAUGCAGAAUUACUACGAGCUAAUCCACGUUUAGUUAGUCAAUGGGGUGAAAUAAAAGCAAUAGAUGGUGGUUCACUUUACCCUCCAUUGGCUGUAUUUGCAAUAUAUGCUUUUGCAUACGGACCUCACUGUAAAAGAUGUGAAUCCAAUGGACAAUGGAGUCGUUAUGCUUUACCAGAACUGUGUUCAGGAAUUCAAUUUUUUGGUCAUUCUACGCUGACAAAAAUAAAAAUUACAACACGAGCAACAGAAAAAACAACAACAGCAACAACAACAACAACAACAACAACAACAGCAUCAAUGAAAACAGCAUUUGCGAACAAUGUUAUUCCGAAAAUGAGACAAAAUACAACGACAUUAGAAACGAUUUUAAUAAAUAAACAGCAAUAA